This is a messenger RNA of Pseudoliparis swirei, 1635 nucleotides long. RefSeq names its product asparaginyl-tRNA synthetase 2, mitochondrial (gene nars2). Gene Ontology annotation, biological process: asparaginyl-tRNA aminoacylation. Lineage: Eukaryota; Metazoa; Chordata; Actinopteri; Perciformes; Liparidae. The record is from RefSeq and is a predicted model, not a curated record. The transcript is spliced from 14 exons. Bases 123 to 1559 code for a protein of 478 amino acids. Gene Ontology annotation, cellular component: mitochondrion. Gene Ontology annotation, molecular function: nucleic acid binding; asparagine-tRNA ligase activity; ATP binding.
GUCAAGAUAGAGCAAAGGGGAAAAUAUGCCAUUGAAAUUGUUGUUAAUUGCAUCUUUAAGUUGUCGCAACAUGUUGUGCACUUAGCGCUGUUUCGUGGCUCGACGUGCAAGCGUCUGGCACGAUGCUUCAGGCUGCGGCUAAAACGCUUUCAUUAUCUCGGGGCGCAUCGUUUAGUAUUCGACGUUAUUCUGUCAAGACACCAACAAAACUUCGGGUGUCCGAAGCAGUUUCAGGAGCUCAGUUGGGAGGAAAUGUCAAAGUACAGGGAUGGGUUCGCUCUGUUAGACCUCAGAAGGCGAAUCUCUUUCUCCAUGUGAACGAUGGGAGCUCUCUGCAGUCUUUGCAGGUGGUCGCCAGCUCAGAGCUGAACGAUCCAUUGCUCACACUUGGUAGUGCUGUCGAAGUCACAGGUACUCUUAGAAAAAGUCCACACCAAAAACAACCAGUUGAACUGGAAGCAGACCAAAUCCAUGUAAUUGGAGUUUGUAACCCUGUGGAUUUCCCCUUCAAAAUAAAAGAGCGACACAGCCUUGAGUAUAUUCGCCAGUUCCCUCAUCUCAGGUGUAGAACAAAUGCCUUUAGCUCCCUGUUGAGAAUACGAAGUGAGGCCACUACAGCGGUGCACUCUUAUUUCAAGGAAAAUGGCUUUGUGCAGAUUCACACUCCGGUCAUCACCUCAAAUGACUGUGAAGGGGCAGGGGAGCUCUUUCAGGUUGAGCCGUCAGGCCCGGAGAAUGAAGAGGGCGAGAAGUUUUUCUCUGUUCCAGCUUUCCUGACUGUAUCUGGCCAGCUUCAUCUGGAAGUGAUGUCAGGGGCUUUUUCGAAAGUCUACACAUUCGGGCCAACUUUUCGAGCAGAAAACUCCCAAAGCAGGCGCCACCUGGCUGAGUUUUACAUGGUGGAGGCCGAGGUCUCCUUCACACAGUCCUUGGAAGAUCUCACCAAGGUCAUGGAGGACAUGUUCAGGUCUGCCACGGAGCAUGUCUUGGCUCACUGUGCCGCGGAUGUGGAUUUGUUUCACAAGCAUGUGACUCCUGGACACAGGAACACUGUGGAAGCUAUGCUGAAGAAGAGAUUCCCUGUGAUUACCUACAGUGAAGCUAUUGACAUCCUAAACCACAGCUCCCAGAAAUUUUCCUUCCCAACAAACUGGGGCUGUGACCUUCAGACGGAACACGAGAAGUACCUGGUGAAACAUUGCGGCAACGUUCCAGUCUUUGUCACUGAUUAUCCUUAUGAUCUUAAGCCUUUUUAUGCAAGAGACAACCAGGAUCACCCCAGGCAUACGGCAGCUGCAGUGGAUCUUCUGGUGCCGGGAGUUGGAGAGCUCUGCGGGGGCUCUCUGAGAGAGGAGAGGCUGGAUCUGCUGAGGGCUCGGCUGGAAGAGGCUGGAUUAGAAGACACCUACAGCUGGUAUCUGGAUUUGAGGCGCUUUGGCUCCGCCCCCCAUGGUGGUUUUGGAUUGGGAUUUGAGCGUUUUCUGCAAUGCAUUCUAGGUGUCGACAACAUCAAAGAUGUGAUUGCUUUCCCUAGAUUCUCCCGUUCUUGUCAUCUAUGAAAUGGAAUUACGGCCAAGUAGAUAUUUUACGUCUGUCUUUGCUGUUUGUCAAACAUCAAAUAAAUAUUAUAUUCAA